GUUGCGGAGAGUGAGGUUCAGGUGUGUCUUCAAGCUGAGGGGCCACCCACCCCACCUUGGUGGUUCCUCCAGGAGUUGAGCAGCCUGGCCACCCCUCGGCAGUUCCUCCAGGAGUCAGCAGUUCCUUCAGCCCUCCCGCUCCGGCGGCCGCGCCCCUCCGGCCUUACCGCUGGCCCCCGCACCUGGAACGGCCACGGCCAUGGCGGGGCGGGGCGACCGCUACUACACGUACACCGAGCUCCUGGCCAUCGCGCGGCGCUUCCGGCAGAACCCCAACGAGCUCAUGAUCAGCUGGAUCCUGCGGGUGUAUGACCAGGGCGGCCAGGCCCUGUCGCUGAAUUCUGGGGAGCUGGCCCUGCUGGGCGACCUGACUGGCGAUGCCGUCUUCAACUACCACUGCAAGACCCUGCGGGGUGACUGCAAGACGCUGCUGGCCUGGCUGCUGCUGGCCUGGCGCCGGCGCUGGGAGUCCUUCCUGCACUUCGAGGCCACCGAGCUGCCCUUCCGGCCCUGGACCACCAUGGAGGAGGGCAUCCAGCUGGUACGCGAGCUGGGCAUGCUCGACUGGAUCUACCGUGAGCCGCUGCUCCCUGAGCCUGCCGGGCUAGCGCCGGAGGACCUGACCUUCACGCAGGGCCUGCAGCGGCGCCUGCUGACAGCCGCGCCCUCCGAGCUGCGACUCUCGCUGGUCAGCCUGCUGGUCAAGGGCAUGACGGUGCUGGAGGCGGUGAUGGAGAUCCAGACCAUCGCCGACGUGGGCCUGCUCUGGCGCCAGAGCCAGCCGAGCCGCGCCAAGCUCAUGCUGGGGCCGAACCCCACGCGCAAGGACCUCAUGGGCUGGCUGCUGAGCCACGGCGUGCCCAAGGAGCGCGUGGACAAGCAGCCCACCAAGGUCCUGCUGGAGCUGUACAUCAAGGAGGCCAAGCGUAGCCGCGGCCACGCCCCCUAUGGGCUGGGGGAGGAGCAGCCCCCGCCUCCCCCGUACUCCGACCAGGCGUGCGGGGAGGAGCCACCGGUGCGCCACGACUAGGCGCCCCCUGUCCUCGGGACAGGGGCCCGGACCUUGUAGGGGAGACGCAGAGCCUUGGCCGGCGUGUCCAAGGAGCCCUAAAGAGGGGUGGUGUCCGUGCCCCCGGCCGCCCGUGGGCAUCACCGGCUACUGCUGGUGGAGAACAGGUGGCUGGCUCUUGGCAGCUGCUGCGGGAUGCGGGGAGAGAGUGUGUUACAUUUCCAGCCUUACACUUCGGCCCGAUGGGCGUGGUGGGGUGGGUGCGCCUUCAGCCCCCACUGCUCUGCCUCACGGCCCCCACCCCCACCCCCCAGGCACUACAGGCCAAGUGGGAGACCCUGCCGCCCACACCGUGAAAGCACUUUGAAGUUUGUACCCUUUUUCUUAAGGUUUUUUUGUUUGUUUUGGGUUUUUUUAAUGCAGUAUUUUUUUUUUACUCUGAUCUUCAGCAGACAACACUUGUUUUUUAGCGGUGCUCGUUUCCCCCUUUGUGAAGGAUUGUCUCUUAAAAGACAUUUUUUUUUUUCUGCAAUUCCUUUCUCUUAAAAUGGAAUUUUGUCCCUUGCUCGCCUGCGAAGGGGACGGCCUGUCCCUUCUGGUUUCUCCAGCUGCGUGUGUGGCUGGAGGGUCUGUCACCUCCGGGCGAGGGGCACUGCGGCCAAGAAUCCCAGCUUUGUGAGGAUGGACAACCCUGGCAGGUGGUACCACGCA
This is a messenger RNA of Budorcas taxicolor (takin), 1720 nucleotides long. RefSeq names its product Friend virus susceptibility protein 1-like. The record is from RefSeq and is a predicted model, not a curated record. Bases 200 to 1030 code for a protein of 276 amino acids. NCBI's taxonomy places the organism in Eukaryota, Metazoa, Chordata, Mammalia, Artiodactyla, Bovidae. The transcript has 5 exons.